AUGUCAGGAAUUCUGCCAUGUAAAGGCUGCCAGCGGAACUUCUGCCAAGGGCAUAUGAAUGAACAUCGACAAGAACUAGAAGGUGAUUUCCAACGUUUAUUAAGUGAUCGAGAUUUACUUUAUCAACAAAUAUAUUCCGAAACUCCAACUGAUCCCCAAGCAUUUGAUUAUAUCUCAAAAUGGGAAAGAAAAACUAUUGAGAAGAUAGAAAUGAUUGCUGAUCAAGCUCGACGACAGGUGCAAGAUCUGCUUGAUGAGAAGAGACUUAAAGUAAAAGAGAAAUAUGAUCAAUUCUCGGCUGAACUUCGUCAAAGAAAAGAAUCUAGUCACUUUUUCGAACAGGACAUUGAAAUAUUGAGUAAGACACUUGAGCAAGUGAAACGUGAUUGUGAACAUAAGGCCACUUCGACUACGGUGACCGUUAAAGCUCGGACAAUCGAUUUUGAUCACAUUUUACACAUAACGCUGAACGCGAAAACAAACAGCCAUCAAAAUCAGUUAUUUAUAGGUGGAACACUACUAGAUGAAAAACAACAUCAAUCCAAACUGAAUGAAUUUUAUGGAAACCAAAAUCAACAAUGGGAGUUGAUUUACAAAUCUACAAGAGAUGGCUUUGCCGUCAGCGACUUCCAUCGUCACUGCGACGGCAAAGGCCCAACGAUGGUAGUUAUCCAAUCCAAAAACGGCGGCUAUCUCUUUGGUGGCUACACAGCUGUCCCAUGGAAUUCAAAUGACCAAAAUGCAGCAGACCCAUCAGCAUUUAUUUUCACUCUUACAAACCCAAACCAUCUUCCAAUAACAAAGUUUAGUAUUAAACCGGCAGAAAGCAACUACGCUGUAUGUCAUCAUAAACAGUAUGGACCAAUAUUUGGUUAUCAUUAUGGUGAUCGUGAUGAUUAUGAUUAUCGUCGUCGUGGUCUUCUUGAUCUUCUUGGUGGUCUUGAUCUUCUUGAUCUUCGUCUUGAUGAUCUUUUUGAUAUUGCGGUGAUCGAAGUAGACGGCAUGUUGAACAGGAGUUUCAUUGGGUUUCCUGUUUGCUACAUUGAUACACUAGGUCACAGGGAGAACACAUUUACUGGAAGUGGUAGUUGUGAAGUUAACGAGAUUGAAGUGUACAGUGUACAGUAA
Didymodactylos carnosus is the source of this 1128-nucleotide messenger RNA. Lineage: Eukaryota; Metazoa; Rotifera; Eurotatoria; Philodinida; Philodinidae. The record is from the annotation of a GenBank genome assembly.